AUGGUUUCUUGGACAGAUGGCGUGUGGUGCUGGAAUGUGGUUAGGGUGCAUGAGGUGUUAGGACGGCAAGCUUCAGUGGAGAUGACAGAGUUAAACACAAUGCUUGUGGAUGUGCAAUUAACUACUAAUGGUGAUGAUGAUGUUGUUUGGCCGUUUGAUGUAUCAAAAUGCUACACGGUCAGGUCGGGUUACCAACUACUGCUUCAACAGCAACAAGAAGGGGAGCUGGACAGUGGCAGAAGGCAGGGGCUGGAGUACAUAUGGGCAGCUCAGGUACCUUCUAAGCUCAAAAUAUUCUGCUGGAGAGUUAUUCUUGACAGGUUGCCAACGAGGAAUCAGUUGAUUCGCCGUGGAAUUAUUGCAAAUAAUCAUGAGGCCAUGUGUGUAUUCUGUGGUUUGUAUGUUGAAGAACCAGAUCAUAUCUUCAACUUCUGCUCUGAGCUGCGUGUAAUGUGGGAUAAAAUCAUGCGUUGGCUGGACUUUGACUCGUACGGGGCUGCAGAUUGUUGUGAACAACUAAGAGUGGGAAUUGCUGUCCUGGCAGGAAAAUACCAUUGCAAAAGGGCUGCAGCUAUAUGGAUGACAAUUUGGUGGUGUAUUUGGAAGACUAGAAAUAAUAUCAUCUUCAAUAACGCGGUUCUGGAUUGUGAUGAAUUAUUUUUUUCAAUUGUUUGGUACUCUUGGUGGUGGCUUGGUAUAGAAGCCAAAGAUAGGAUUAGAUGUAACUUUUAUGAGUGGUUUAAAAACCCAUCCUUAUGUAAGUGA
Vicia villosa (hairy vetch) is the source of this 765-nucleotide messenger RNA. RefSeq lists its product as uncharacterized. The record is from RefSeq and is a predicted model, not a curated record. Lineage: Eukaryota; Viridiplantae; Streptophyta; Magnoliopsida; Fabales; Fabaceae. The transcript has a single exon. Bases 1 to 765 code for a protein of 254 amino acids.